GGACUUGCUUCCGGUGGCGGCUAGUGUCGGGCCAUGGCUGCCCUCCUCCGAGCCCCGCCGAGGCUUGGGGGACCCGCUGUUGCCUGGGGAAGGCCCCUCUGUGCGCUCUGGUGCUUAGGCCGCAGGCCGCCCACUUCCGCAGCGAAACAACCAGGCCUCGAGUCUGAGAAAUUCCAGAUGGUCUACCGUUUCGAUUCCAUCAGAGUCUUUGGGUUCGUGUCACGGAUGAAGCUGGCACAGACCGCCCUGACAGUGGUGGCGGUGCCUCCGGCCUUCUACUGGUACUCCCAGGGACUCUUGACACACACCUCUAUGUGCAUGGCGUGUGGGGUGGCUGGCUUCGCCCUGAGUAUGCUCUACUGGAUGAGCUAUUUUUUCCGGAGGCUGGUGGGCAUCCUGUACGUGAAUGAGUCUGGCACCAUACUGCAGGUGGCACACCUGACCUUCUGGGGCUGGCGGCAGGAUACAUACUGUCCUGUGGUGGAUGUGGUGCCCCUGACAGAGACCCAGGAUCGGCCCCAGGAUCUUUUUAUUCGCAUCCGGCAGUACAGCGGGAAGCAGACCUUCUACCUCACCCUCCGCUAUGGACGCGUCCUGGACAGAGAGCGGUUCUCACAGGUGUUUGGGACACUGGCCACACUUAAGUGAGCAUCGGCGCUAGGCUUCUGGGCCUUGUCCUGGGUCCCCUGAAUCUCUGACAAGGCUGACCCAGGGGGCUCCUGGAGACUUCAUCUUGAGAUGAAGAAAUCCACAAGGCUUAGAGAAAGGCCCUUGGAGGAAAAAAACACCUUAACCACACUUGCUCACGAUAUAUUCAGGGAAUGGCUAGAAGCUUCUGUGAAGGGGCAGUUGUAGGAGGGAGGGUGGCCAAGUUCAUAUUACUGAUAGCCUGCCACUAAGAAACCAAAGGCAGGGGUGUGGCAGGCAGGAUCUGGAAUCAGGAAACAUCAGAGACUGAGCAGAGGUUCCCUGGGCUGGGGCAGGGCCUGCCUGCCUGCCUGCCUCCCUCCCUCCCUCCUUUCCUUCCCUCCCUUUCUACCUU
Molecule: messenger RNA, 1042 nt
Organism: Perognathus longimembris pacificus (Pacific pocket mouse)
Lineage: Eukaryota; Metazoa; Chordata; Mammalia; Rodentia; Heteromyidae
Gene: Tmem186
Product: transmembrane protein 186
Exons: 2
Coding region: 34-648 (204 amino acids)
Cellular component (GO): mitochondrion
Source: RefSeq, a predicted model, not a curated record